UUUCUCAUUUAUGUGUUCAUAGCUAAAGAUCAAUGCUUUGGAUAAAAUAACUCAAGAGAAAAGAGACGAACCUUUGUUCCUUGAAAUAAUAGUGGAUGAUGUUAAUGAUAAUAAUCCAGAGUUUGAAGGCAGCCUUAAUUUCUCUGUGGGUGAGCAAACUGCAAAUAUGGUAGUGGGGAAAGUAAAUGCUACAGACAAAGAUGAUCCCAAAACUGAUCAUGUUAGGAUCAAAUUCACACUCAAAGAUGGGCUGGAACAUUUUGCCAUCAACCCAGAUACAGGUGUCAUCACCACUGUGUCCAACACACUGGACCGAGAGACAAAAGACAAGCAUAUGGUGACUGUAGAGAUCAGAGACUUGAAGGGGGCACCAAACGGUCUUUCUAACACAGCUACGGCAACGAUCACCUUGAACGACAUCAAUGACAACCCACCAACUUUCAGAGAAACAUCUUUUAAAGCCACCACUCCAGAAAAUAAGGAGGAGGAACAUCUUAUCCUUAGAAUUCCUGUGGACGAUAAAGAUUUAAAUACCACAGAUAACUGGGUUUCCAAAUUUGUCAUCACAAAAGGAAAUGAAAAUGGAUAUUUCAGGAUUGAUACUGAUCCUGAGACAAAUGAGGGACGUCUCUAUGUUACAAAGCCCUUAGAUUACGAGAAGACCAAGAAUAUGGAGCUCAUGAUUUCGGCCCAGAAUGAAGCAGAGCUGAAAGGCACCACUGCCCAGUGGCUCUCUGUCCCAGUGAACGUUGCUGUCACUGACAUCGACGAAGGCCCUGAAUUCCUUGCUCCGACUGUUGCUUUCACAGUUGAUGAAAACUUACCAAAUGGCACAAUAAUAGGAACAUACAAAGCUAUAGAUCCAGAGACCAAGAGCAGCGACGGAAACAUGUAAUCCUCUUUUUCUUUUUAUUGCCUUAAUUUUUAAAAGGGAUUUCCUUUUUGUGGGUUGACAGAACUAUAGCACUCUCCAAAAACACAGCUUUUGGAUUAUCUUAACUCUUUGUUGAUGCUUUGCAAAUAAAUCCCUGAAACAUUUG
Cyprinodon variegatus (sheepshead minnow) is the source of this 1040-nucleotide messenger RNA. Its product is annotated as desmocollin-3-like. The record is from RefSeq and is a predicted model, not a curated record. The coding region runs from base 167 to 895 and encodes 242 amino acids. Gene Ontology annotation, cellular component: plasma membrane; presynaptic active zone membrane; postsynaptic density. NCBI's taxonomy places the organism in Eukaryota, Metazoa, Chordata, Actinopteri, Cyprinodontiformes, Cyprinodontidae. Gene Ontology annotation, molecular function: cadherin binding; calcium ion binding. The transcript is spliced from 5 exons. Gene Ontology annotation, biological process: regulation of axonogenesis; brain development; homophilic cell-cell adhesion.